AUGGCAGAUAGCCCUGCACAAGUAUUGCAGAUUGAGCCAAAGAAUGAACUGGUAUUUGAAGGUCCCUUCGUCGAUGUAGUCACUUCUUAUAUCAAAUUAACAAAUCCUUUGGACCAACCUGUUGCAUUUAAAAUCAAAACAACAGUGCCAAAAUGUUAUUGUGUAAAACCAAGCAAUGGUUAUAUUGAACCUCAUCAAACCUUAGAAGUUGCAGUAAUGCUCCAACCAUUCUGUUACAAUGCUGCAGAAAAAUUUAAUCAUAAAUUUAUGAUUCAAUCCAUCAUUGUGUCCGAUGAACCUCGGCCUACCAUGGAACAGUUGUGGAAGGAUGCACCUCACAGCAAGCUAAUGGAUUCACGAUUGUUUUGUCUUUUACGUUUACCUGAAGAACUUCAUGUUGAACCUAGCCGGGAUUUAGUCUUUGAAGGUCCUUUUGUCAAACCUGUUACAUCUGUUGUGAAACUGACCAAUCCCUCUUCACACAAUAUUUGGUUUAAGAUCAGCGCCUCAUCCCCAGAUCAUUUUACUGCCACACCAAAUACAGGUGUCAUAUUGCCUAAUGAGAAUUCGACGAUCUCAAUUAUAUUUCAUCCAACUGACUUUGAUUUCACAGCAAAAAAUCGUGUAAGAAUGUUAAUUCAAUCUACUGUUGCUCCAGAAGGAACAGAUAUUAAAAAAGAUCAAACUGAAGGAAAAGCGACGGAUUAUUACUUGAAAUGUGUAUUCAAAAACACAGGCAUUGAGGAAAGAGUAGAAGUUAGCAAACAUCAUCAAGUUGCAUCAUCUAAACCUAUACAUGAUACUGGUAUGAGCCAGGCGGAUAUCGAAAAGUUAAUGGCUGAAAUAUCUGCUCUUCGCCAAGAAAAUGCUGCGCUCAAGGAAUCGGAUCUUCAUCUACGACGUACCGCAGCUAUUUCAGAUACAUGUCGAAUGUCCAAUCAAGCUGGUGUUCGAUCCAUGGUUGAUGGGGGUGGUGAUGGUCGUCGUAUGGGUGGUGUUGGUGUUGGUGCCAGUGCUAGUUCUAGUGAUCGUUAUCAUAAAACGAAAGUUGAUGCGUUUAGUAAUAUCCCACCGAUAUUAUACCUAAUCACAGCUUUACUUAUUGGUCUCUUCUUGGGUCGAUUUAUUCUGUAA
This is a messenger RNA of Schistosoma turkestanicum, 1134 nucleotides long. The record is from the annotation of a GenBank genome assembly. NCBI's taxonomy places the organism in Eukaryota, Metazoa, Platyhelminthes, Trematoda, Strigeidida, Schistosomatidae.